This is a messenger RNA of Gongylonema pulchrum, 237 nucleotides long. NCBI's taxonomy places the organism in Eukaryota, Metazoa, Nematoda, Chromadorea, Rhabditida, Gongylonematidae. The record is from the annotation of a GenBank genome assembly.
AUGGCAUUGAUGGCGAUGACGAUUACAGAAGUGGCUGCGAACUUGCUCAAUGCAUUGCGAGCAAACAACCAACCGAUCCGGUUUACAAACGACCAGGAGCAUCAGCGACAACCUCAGCCACCACCGCCAAUCGACGGUGAUGAUGACGGACGGGCGGACGGACGGCGAGGAUGUAGUACAUGCAGCAGGAGCAGCAGCUGCUACUGCUGCUGUCCCAGCGUUCCACCCAACCACUGA